AUGAAAGAUUUGUAUCUGCUGCACUGCAGAGUGGACACACCUCAGAUGAAGCUGGAGAAGCUGCUGUCGGCUGGAGUCAGUCUGCUGCUGCCGCUGCCUGCAGAAAUUCUUCCUGUAAGACUCACAGGAACCAAAAAGAGGAAGAGGAAGGACAAGAGGAAGGCAGUGACCAGUGAAGUGAUGGACACGACAGAUGAGAGCCUCAGUCUAAUCACCGUGCCGAAUGGUGCUUAUCCGGUCCUCCUGGGCCGGAAAGGAGCAGGGAAGAGUGCGGCAGGCAACACCAUCCUGGGAGGAGUGGGAGGGUUCGAGAGUGGGAAGCCCACAGAGGAGUGUGUGAAAAGGCGAGCUGAUGUAGAAGGGAGAAAAGUAACGGUGGUGGACACACCUGGGUGGGAGUGGUACUACCCGCUCAACAGCACCCCCAACUGGGUGAGGAGAGAAACUUUACGGAGUGUCUCGCUUUGCCCUCCUGGACCCCACGCUGUGCUUCUGGUGGUUCGGUCCUGUGCCUCUGUGACUGAUGCCUAUAUCAUGGAGAUAGAGGAGCACCUGGAGCCGCUGGGAAAAGGAGUCUGGGGGCAUACCAUGCUGCUGUUCACCAGGGGAGAUGAACUGGGCCUGACAACCAUGGAGCAACGAAUUCUGACAAGCGGCCCAGCUCUUCAGAGACUCCUCCAGAAGUGUGGGAACAGAUACCACGUCGUGAACAAUCGGAGUAAAGGAGACGGGACACAGGUUAAAGAGCUGAUAAGGAAGCUGGAGCAAAUGGUGGAGGGGAAGAAAGAUGGCCACAGUCAUUUGGAGAUGGAUAGUACUGUUGUGUUGGGUUUGGAAGCAGACGGGAAGAGGAGAGCCAGGGAGAGGAGGAAGAAACAGAGGCAGAUGGAGGCACAGAUGCAGAGAGGGACCAUCAAAGCUGCUCUUACCAGUGAUGGUCCUCAGGGUUCCGAGCUAGAUGCUCAUCAGUCUUUCUCCAAGGCUCCUCGACGUCUACCUGAGGUUAGGCUGGUUCUCUUGGGCGAGCGCGAAACUGGGAAGAGUUCUGCUGGGAAUACUAUCCUCGGCAAAACAGGCUUCUUCCAAGCGGGUGCAGUGACAGAGGAGUGCAUCCGUCAUCAAGCGGAGGUGGCCAUGCGGCUGGUGACGGUGGUGGACACACCGGGCUGGGAGGCAGGUGUGGCAGGUGCUACAACGGAGAGAGUGAAGAGGGAAAUUGUUAGUAGUGUGGCCUUGUGUCCACCAGGGCCCCACGCACUCCUGGUGACUCUGAGGGUGGACACACUGGUGAGGGCAGGACAUGUGAGGGAACAUCUGGAGCUUUUGGGCGAGGGUGUAUGGAGACACACAAUCUUGCUGUUCACCCACGGUGAUCAGCUUCGAGAGGGGGUGGAUAUUGAGCAGCACAUCCAGGGUGGGGGCAGGGACCUGCAGUGGCUGCUGGAGAAAUGCAGGCGCAGGUACCAUGUCAUCAGCAGUGUAGAUGGAGGAGGAAGAGGAGGCUCCGCUAAGGUGACAGAGCUCCUGGAGAAAGUGGAAAAGAUGGCGACAAUGAACAGGUGUGAGGCUUUCUCCUCUUUGGUUCAAGAGGUCAGGGAUCUGAGCCAGCAGAGGAAUGAAAAGUUCAACCAGCGCCUGAAGGAGAUAGGAGACAAGAUGCUUCGUCAGGAGGUGGAGUUGAAGAAUAUGAGAGAGCGGGAGAUGAAAAGCAUUAGAUGGUUCUUUGAUAGGAAGAAGAAGGUGAAAUCACCUGGGAAAGCUGACAUUCAAAGGGAAGAGGAGGAGGAUGAAGACAGGAGGAUUGGCGAUAGGAAGAAUGAUAUUGGUGAGCUAGAAGAGAGGAUGCGAUGGCUGACAGAGGACAAAGAAAGAGAAGUUCAGGAUCUUAGCCUUGAAAAUGAGAGAAUCGGUGUGGCACUGAAACAGAGUAAUCAAGAGAGGGACAAUGCAAUGCUUAGCCUGGAGCUAAAAGAAAGGGAGAUUGAGGAGCUGAAAGAAAGAAUUGACGAGCAGCAACUGAAGCUGCUUGACCUUGAACGUGCUGGUGUAGAAAACGAACAUGAGAGAAAACAGAGGGAGGAUGCCAUUAGAGCAAAGACGCAAGAGUGGAGGAACGAAGUGGAGAAAUUGGAAGAAACUGUAGAGCUGCACAAAAAAGAGAAAGCAGAGUGGAUGGAAAAAGCAGAUUCUUUAAAAGCAGAAAUGGAUAAGACAAAAAGACACUAUAAUGAUGUUCUUGAGAGAAAAGAACAAGAAAAUAACAGGGAGAUGACAAAGCUGGAAGAAAAACUGAAAAAAGAGAUGGAAAUAAAAAUGUCCGAGAAAGACAAAGAGCAGGACGAACUAAGAAAGAAAGCCUCAGAGGAAAAGCAGAUAACUCUUGAUAAUGCAAAACAAUAUGAAAAAGAUAUGGAAAGAAAAGUUGAAGAAAUGAAAGCACAACAUAAGGCAGAAAUAGAGAAGAAAAUGCAAGAGAGAGAAAAAGCAAUUCAAGACAUAAAACUACAGCAUCAGGAGGAGAUGGCCAGAAAAAUUGGUGAAAUUGAAAAAAUGAUGAAGACAACCAGAUUUCGACACCAGGAAGAAAUUGACCAGAAUUUGAAAGAAAGAGCACAUGAUAUGGAAAGGGUCAAACAACAGCAUGAAAAUGAAAUAAGGGACAUGCAGCAAGAAAAGCAGAGAGAGAUUACAGAUUUGAAAAAGCAGUUUGCAAAAGAAAAUGAGGAACACCUACAAGCAAAAAAGAAAGAGAUUGCAGAGCUGGAACAAAAGUACCAAGCCGAAAUAAAAGACAAAAUGCAAGAAAAUGAAAAAGACAAGGAGAUGAUUGAUCUAAAUCACAAAAAAGACAUGGCACAAAAGAUGCAAGAGAAAGAAAAGGAAACAGAAGCCUUAAAACUGCAGCAUCAGGAAGAACUGACCAGAAAAAUCAAUGACAUGGAGAAACUAAUGGAGGCAAGGAAGGCUGAACAUCAGAAAGAAAUAGACAGAAAAGUGAAAGAAAACAAAGAAGAUGUAGAAAGGCUGCAACAACAGUACAUGAAAAAAGUAAAGAACAUAGAGGAGGAAAGAGAGAGAGAGACUGUGGAGCUGAAAGAACAAUUUGCAAAAGAAACUGAGAAACAAUUGCAGGAAAGACAAAGAGAGAUAAGAGAGUUAGAACAAAAGUAUGCAGCCAAAAUAGAAGAAAAUGUGCUACAACAUGAAAAAGAGAAAGAAAUGAUUAAUCAAGCUAAUGAAAAACACAUUUUGGAAAAACUGCAAGAAAGAGACAGGCUAACAGAAGAGUUAAAACGUCAGCAUGUUAAUGAAGUUGAGGGAAAAAAGCAAGAAAGUCAGAAGGAAAAAGAAAGAUACGAGAAAGAGAUGGAGAAAAGGAUGGAGGAAAAGGAGAAGGAGGUUGAGGGGAUGAAACUCAAUGUCAAAGAACUUAAGGAAAAGCUGCAACAAAAAGAAGAGAAAGAAAGAGAUCAUCUAAACUACUGCAACGAACUGGAGCAAAGACUGGACGAAAAACAAAAAGAAAUUGAGGAGAUGAAGCUAAAUGUCAAAGAAAUGAAGGAGAAACUGCAACAAAAGGAAGAGACAGAAAUAAAUCAUUUAAAUAACAAGAAAGAGAUGGAGCAAAGACUGGAAGAAAAAGAAAGAGAAAUAGAAGAGACAAAAGAACAGUUAAAACAACUUGAGCAAACCCUGCGACAGACAGAGGAGGAAAGAGAAACAGAUCGAUUAAAUCACAAGAGACAGAUUGAGCAAAAACUGGGAGAAAACGAACGAGUGAUAGAAAAGUUGAACCAGCAUAUAAAGGAUAUUGAAGAAAUCCUGCAAAGAAAAGAAGAGGAGAGAGGUGAGAUAAUUCUAAACCAAAAGAAAGAGGCAGAGCAACGACUGCGAGACAAAGAGAGAGAGAUGGAUGAGAUGAAAUUACAGCUUUUAAAUGAAAUGGAGAGAAAAGUAAAAGAAAAGGAAGCGGAGAUUGAGGGUAUUAAACAGCAGGCUGACUCCAGGGAGACGAGAUGGAGAGAAGAGCAGAAGAGAAAGGAUGAGAAAGGAGAAAAUGAGAUGAACAAGCUGAUAAAAAUCAUCGAUGAGAAAAAUAAAGAACUAACACAAGCACAGUGUCUUCUUGCACAGAGAGACACUGAAGUGAAUGAAGCGAAAACGACAUGCGCAAGCUACUUAAAAGAAAUUGAAGACCUGAAAGAAAGCAAUGAAAACCAGACCUCCAGUAUCAUCGAGAUACAGCAGCGUCACACAGAGCAGGAGAGGAAAAAAGAUGCUGAAAUGAUGGAAAAACUGCAGGAGAAAGAAGAGGAGCUCGAGCACCUGAGGCAAAAAGACAGAGAGAACGAGAAAGAGAUCGUCCAAAUGAAGCUAACAAUUGAGCAAACUAAGUCAGAGCUGAAGAAUCUCACCAAUAAGAUGGAAAAGGAGAUGACGAGCAUGAUUCAGGAAUAUGAAAAGGAGAUUGCUAGAAGAAACGAGAACAUAGAAUCGAUUACAAAGGAGAAGGAUGAUGCUAUAACUUGUUUGGAGGAAGGUCGACAAAGGAUUUCAGACGUCACCGAAAAAUACGAGGAAAGUCAAAAGAGAGCAGAGGAGCUGCAGGAGCAAAAUGAGAAGAUGAGGAAGGAGAUGGACAAUCUUAAAAUAAAGUAUGAGGAGCUGACGGAGAGUGAAGAAGAAGUUAGAAGACAUGUCAGGGGAUAUGAGGAGCAGGUGAAGAGCAAAGAAUCUGAAAUCCAAAGCAUUCUUGAGGAGAGAGAUCUGGAGAUCAGAGCAUUAAAAGAGGCAAAUGAUGAACUGGAAGUGGAGAUAGAAAGGAUGAAAGAGAGAGAAGAUGACACAAAAAUGGAGAUGAAUGAGCUGAGAGAGAAUUUUGAGAGACAGCUGAUGGAGAAACAGAAUGAGUUCAGAACUAAAGGUGAGGAAUUCUUGAAAAGGGAACAAGAAGUAGGGGAAAGGGAACAGAACCAGAGUAGAAAUGAAGAAGAGUUGAGCAAACGAGGACUUCAAUUGGAUGCAAAAGAGGUAGAGCUUGUUGAAAGGGAGGCGAAACUUGAAAGUAAGGAACAAGAACUUAGAGGACUAGAAGUGAAUCUAGAGAUAAGGCAAAAACAGCGAGAGGAGAUAGAUCAGUAUGAGCAAGAUGUGAAAAUGAAAGCACAGAGUAUUGAGAUAAAGGAGAGGGAGAUAGACAGUUUGUUAAGACUUCUGGAGGGUACACAGAAAGAGCUAAGCUCUCACGGCCAGGAUCUUCAGAAGAAGGUAAGAGGGUUGAAAGACCAGGGGAAAGAGCUAAAAGACAGGGAGCAUUACUUAAAAAAUGAAGAGCAGGAGUUGCUCAAUUGGAAGUCAGAGCUGCAGAUGCGAAAUGAGCAUGUACACUCUACAACUCAGCAGUUAGAUGAGAUGGGGAGAGACUUGGCUUUUCUGAAAGACGAGCUUCACAAAAAAGAGAAACAUUUAAAAAUGUCACUUCAAAAAUUGAACAAAUGGGAGCAGAAUCUUGCAGCACGAGAGGCAGAGUUGCGUAAAAGAGAGCAAAGACAUUUAGGGAAUGGGCAGCAUGAGGCUGAGGACAACAUGAGAGUUCACGAGGAGAGUUUCUUCAGUCAGGAAGCUGAGGUUGAGAGCUCAGAAGAUGACGUCCAUGUAAUGUACCAAGAGGUCAGUGAGAGAAGGGGAAACAGAGGAGGAAGAGAGGCAGAUAAAGGAGAAAGCACAAAGGAUAGGGAGGAUCAGAGGAUGAAAACAGCACUGUCAGCUGCAGAGAGCAAUAACUGUCAUCUUGAAACACUGAAAGAGAUAGAGAUGGCUGAUAAAAAGGAAGGGAUGAGAGGAAGAGGAGCAGAGUCGAGGAAGAAAAGAGGCAGAGAGGACCUGGAAAGGCAGAGGGUCAGCAGGGAUUUGAGGUUGUUUUCUCAGAGUCAGGGUCACAGAAGUUCAAACAACACAAACUCAGCUGGAGGGUCAGAUUUGAGAGUGGUGGUGUUAGGAGAGUCCUGGUCGCCCUGCUCCCCAGCCGGAAUCACCAUCCUUGGUGGAGAAGCGUCCGAACUCGAUGGCUCUACCUUCAGGUCUUGGAGAGGUCAGAUCGCUGGGAGACACUUCGCUGUUGUAGAGCCGCUGGGUUUGAGGUGGCGAGACGGUCCAGACCCAACAAAAACAUCACAGAGUCUUCUGGACAGCAUCUCCUGGUGUCACCCAGGACCUCACAUCGUCCUCCUGCUCAUGCCUGCCUUCUUAACCUGCACACAAAAGUACAGGAGAGCUGUGGAGGAGCACAUGGGUUUGUUUGGGGAGGAGAUUUGGCAGCACACCCUGGUGCUGUUCACAUGGGGGGAAACUUUAGGGGUGAGCGCAGAGCAGCACAUCCUGAGGAACGGGGAACUGAUGGGGCUCAUAGAGAGAUGUGGGGGCAGGUAUCAUGUGCUGACAAGCAAGAAAACCAACUGUGUGACUGAAGGAUUGUUUGAAAAGAUGGAGAAUAUAGUGGCUUUGAACAGCAGAGAACAGUGUUUGGUGUAGAUAUCUAAUGAGACCGUAUGAAUUUAUCAUGUAAAUACUGUGUUUUUUUAUGUUAUGUGAAUAUCUUCCAAUAAAUUUAAGAAUGAA
Molecule: messenger RNA, 6618 nt
Organism: Lates calcarifer (barramundi perch)
Lineage: Eukaryota; Metazoa; Chordata; Actinopteri; Centropomidae
Product: trichohyalin
Exons: 5
Coding region: 1-6531 (2176 amino acids)
Molecular function (GO): GTP binding
Source: RefSeq, a predicted model, not a curated record